AUUCUUGGUAACCCCAAGGUCUUAUCCAAGCACCCACUGUGGCACUACCUUCUUCUUCAUUUCAAGGAGCGCAACUGUCUCGUUGAAGGUCCCUUGACCAACCUACAGGUGUCACUUCUCCAAUUCAGCCGCCCCAAGCAGACAUAUCGCGGGCCUCAACGCUACCAGAUGGCCUACCAGCACGCCAACGCUAUGACCUCUGGUCGUCAGCCAGGCUUCAAUGGUAACAAGCCUCGUCAAGAGUACAAUGACAACGGCUCCAUUGUGGGCUACAUCCCAGACGAUGUCUCUUCUGUCCACUCUUCUGCCCUUGGCGGUGUUGGUGUUCCUUCCAACUAUCCCCCCAUGUUCUCUAACUUUCAAGAGUCCUGGCCCCUACCUGGCCGUCCUAACGGCAAGGGCAAGAAUGGCGCUCCUCAAAGUGUUGCUGGUGAAUCCAUUGCAGCUAGUGAGCUCACAGAUACCCGUAGCGAUGCGCCUGGUGGCAUUAGUCUUUCUGGUCUGAGUCUGAACGACUACAACAAGCCCACCUCACUCAGCCAGUCAGACCGACUUAAUCGAUUUGUGGAAUCGACUCGCCAGGGUCCAAACGUCGGUACUGGCUUCGGUGCUGGUCGUGGGUUGCGUGGUGCACUUGGCGGCUUUGAAGACGAUGAUGCUCGUAGUGUUUCC
This is a messenger RNA of Bipolaris maydis ATCC 48331, 672 nucleotides long. Lineage: Eukaryota; Fungi; Ascomycota; Dothideomycetes; Pleosporales; Pleosporaceae. The record is from RefSeq and is a predicted model, not a curated record.